AAUCCAAGCAUCAAGCAACCGCAGCAAAAAAAAAAAACCACUCAAAAAGUAGAGCAAUGUCGUCAAAGUGGGCUUCUCUGCUUCUGGUUCUGGCCUGCAUUGUUCUCCACAUCAGUGCCCUAGUGCUUGCUGACCAUGACGACGUGGCAAGGUACCGAGACUACGACAACGACUGCCGCUUUAGUCGCCGCGGCUGUGGUGGACGACACGGGCGUGGACCAGCGUGGGGACGGCCUGGAAGAGGCGGCGGAGGUCGAGGUGGCGGCAUUGGAGGGGGAGGCGGGCUUGGUGGCGGUAGAGGCGGCGGCGGGGGUCUAGGUGGCGGUGCCGGGGGAGGCGGAGGGCUCGGCGGUGGUGGAGGUGGAGGCUUGAGAGGUGGCGGUGGUGCUGGAGGAGGUCUUGGUGGUGGUGCGGGAGGAGGUUUGGGUGGCGGUGGAGGACUUGGUGGCGGAGGAGGCGGUGGAGUUAGGGGUGGAUCUGGGCAAGGUGGAUUAUUAAUUCUAUUAUAAUUAUAUUAUUAACAACAGUUUAGUCUUAUAACUGAAUUAAUUAAAAAUUAAUGA
Messenger RNA from Linum trigynum, 563 nucleotides. The record is from the annotation of a GenBank genome assembly. Lineage: Eukaryota; Viridiplantae; Streptophyta; Magnoliopsida; Malpighiales; Linaceae.